Molecule: messenger RNA, 1160 nt
Organism: Lasiosphaeria miniovina
Lineage: Eukaryota; Fungi; Ascomycota; Sordariomycetes; Sordariales; Lasiosphaeriaceae
Exons: 2
Coding region: 80-1099 (339 amino acids)
Source: RefSeq, a predicted model, not a curated record
GUUCAUGAUUCUUUUCUGAGUCUCAUUUUCUGGUUUCUCUGUGGCCCGCCGCACGGUCAUCCCAAGUUCUCGACGCAAAAUGUUACAAAAACUCCAACACGCGACGUUGACUACUCACCAGCCCAUGGAGAUCAUGCCCGCUUCCAAGAUUGGCAGCAUGACCGUCAUGGAAGCCGCCGUGCCGGACAACAUGGAGAGCUAUCUGUUACUACUUAAUAGCGUCGAUGCAACUAUAUCGCAAGUCCUUCUGCAAGCAGCACUUCUCCAGAAAGCACGCAUACUCGAUAAGCUUCGCCAGUCAGAGUCAGCCGCCAUGGGGUGCCUAUUUUGGAAAUCAAGACGCAGCCGCCGGCAGGAAAUCACUCAGGGGUACAGACAUGAUAAUAGGCCUCACUAUGCGCAAUCUGAUUUCUCCAAGGAAGAACCCUACUAUGGGGCCUCCAAGGAAGAUCCCUACUAUGGGGCACCGAGCUUGUACUCGCGCAACACUGACCUCUCCUACGGUUCGGGGCGGUCUACUCUUCUGGAUGAACCCCUUGGUCCCCUCCUCGGACGCAACGAAAGGCCGAAAAAGAUGAGCGUCCGCAAGUUCAACUUGCACGUAGAAUGUGCCGGAUGCAAAUUCUCUCGAAGCAAGUGCCAUAAUAUACUUGACCUGAGACCCUGCGUGGCUGAACAGGAGUACCGCAUGCUCGUCGAAGAGGAAAACAGCACCAAAGGAGAUAUAUACAUGCAGCUUGACCUUUGCGCCUCAAGCUAUAUCGGGCCCGAUGAAUUCAAAAGGUUGCAAAAGCUCUUUGCGGGAGCGGAACGCUGGAACUCGAAACCUAGGACAAAGAACGGUGUCGACCUUGACCAUAUCAUGCUGGCGCUGCUCCAAAAAAGGCCUGCUUACGAGUUUAACCGUGACGGGCGCUGCGAAAGAAUAAUGUUGGCGAGGGUAUACCCUUUCAAGUGGCGUCAUGACUGGAAAUUUAAAUAUGGGUUCACUAAGAUCAACCCGGAGCGAGAGUUAAACGACAAAUCAAUUGUGCCUGUCGAGGUGGUAAUCAGAGACGAGGAGGGCUUGAGAAAUUACCACAGUAAGCCAUCUUUCUAACCGCUAUGUUUUCACAUUAUUUCCUUUACCUCCUUUUUCAUUCUGAGUCGCGGAAUCUUGA